CGUGUCGGUGUCAGUAAUCAGUGCAACCUACUCGUACGCCCCGAAAGUUAUCUAAAACAAUUUGCGAACAGAGCGCUCGGCUCUAUAAAAGGAGAGAUGCAGUUGCAUUUUGCAUUCAGUCGAGAAAUUUAGCCCAAAGGCAAAGCAAUUCCCAGAAUGCCAUACAGACCGGCAAGCUUCUACGACGCCGACCGCAAGGUUUGGAGCAGUGGCAAAUUGGAGCACUACUUUGACCCACAUCUGUCCAUCGGGGAGAUUGUCUUCGAAGAGAUGCGACGGCAUCCGCAACUGAUAGCCCAGAUCUCAGCCACGGAGAACACAAUUUUGACCAGGGCGGAGCUGCAUGUCAACUCGAUGUGCGUGGCCAGCUAUCUGCGAUCCCUGGGCCUACUCCAGUCUGAUGUGGUGGGAAUUAUUGGCAGGAACACCACCCACAUGUCCGCUGUGGCCUACGCUUGCUUCUUCAAUGGCGUGGCCUUCCACUCGCUCAAUAUCUCAUAUGAGCAGAGUACCAUCGAAAAGUUGUUCAGCAUCACCAGGCCAAGAGUCAUUUUCUGUGAUGGGGAUGAAUUCGAGAAAGUGCGAGCUGCCACAGCUCAACUGGAUGUGAAGAUCGUCACCAUGCGCAAUCACCCCAAGGAUUCCAUCCGGAUCGAUGAAGUGCUGGCCACUCCCAUGGAGGAAAACUUCCGGCCAGCUAAACUGGAACAGGGCAAUGACCAGACCUUGGCCAUUCUCUGCUCCUCGGGCACAACUGGAAUUCCCAAGGCUGUAACCAUUACGAACAGUAGGCAGAUCCUAAAUUCCAGCCACCGUCUGACCACCAACGACGUACAGUACACGCACAGCACCCUCGACUGGAUCACCGGACUACUGACCACCGUCACAUCCGGGGUGUUUAGCACAAAGCGCAUCAUAGCCGACAAUGUCUUCGAUCCGGCCUUGAUUAUGCGACUCAUCGAGGAGCACCAGAUCACAUGGAUAAUUCAGCCGCCCACCCACAUGGCCAUGAUGGCCAACUGCCCAGCAUUUGGAACUUCCGACUUGUCGAGCCUAAAGUUCUACCUCUUCGGAGGAUCUCGGGCUUCCGUGGAGACCCAGCAUCGCAUUAGGAGUCGCCUGAGCAAGGACUGUCUACACUUUGCCUACGGAUUUACAGAGUUGGGCAGCAUGGCCUCCAUCAAUUUGCACUUCGACGAGAAGCCCAAUUCGGUGGGUCGCUUGGUGGCAGGACUCAAGCUGAAGGUAAUCUGCGAAAAGGGAGAGUCCUUGGGCCCGGAUGAGGUGGGCGAGCUGUGCCUGUGCAAUGACCAGCACUGGGCUGGAUACUACGGCAAUCCGGAGGAGACGCACAAGAUGCGGGAUGCCCAGAUGUGGUUCCACAGCGGGGACCUGGGAUACGUGGAUGACGACGGGUUCGUGUACGUCGUGGAGCGCAAGAAGGACAUGCUGAAGUACCAGAACAUCAUGUACUAUCCCAACGACAUCGAGAAGGUCAUCUCGGCGAUGCCGGACGUGGCCGAGGUCUGCGUCUUCGGGGUGUGGAACCAGCUGGUCGGAGACGAGGCCGCCGCCGCUGUGGUCAAAAGACAGGGAAGCCUGACAGCCCAGGACAUUGUGGACUAUGUGGCCACGCACAUCGACGCCAGGUACAAGCACCUCCACGGAGGAGCCAUCAUCAUGGAGGAACUGGUGCGCAGUCCUAAUGGCAAAACCAACCGCUUGGGCACCAAGGCCUUUUUCUUGGAGGUCAAAAAUUCCACCCCAACCGAAAAUCAGACAUGUUCAUCAACCGCUAUCGGACCCGGACCCGGACUCGGAUUCACGCCCGGCCAAAACCCCGUCUUAUCAGCCGCCACAAUGGAACGCUCGAGCACGCAAUUCGAUAAAUACACUAAAAUUUGGAGUGGACCAAGGCCGGCGAACUUCUUCGAUGUGGACUGUUCGAUUGGUAAAAUUCUGUUCGCCUUUAUGCGGAACCACCCGUCCAGCAUAUGUCAGAUUUCAGACACAGAGGGCACCGCUUUGACCAAUGGCGAGGCCAUAACCUUUGCCAUCCGCAUUGCCCAGCAGCUCAAGGCCCUGGGGCUGAAACAGGACGAUGUGGUGGGCAUCGCUGGGACCAACACCACCUACCUCAUGCCCGUGGUGCUGGGCUGUCUGCUGAACGGAACGCCCUUUCACGCGGUCAGUCCCUGGCACGACGAGGACACAAUGAAGCAUCUGUUCUCCAUCACCCGGCCGAGGAUAAUCUUUUGCGAUGGAUACGUCUACCAGCGGCUGAGCAUCAUUGCCAGGAUACUCAAGAGCCAUGUCUACACGCUGAAGGAUCAUCGACUGGGCAUGCCGCGGGUGGAGGAUCUGCUGGAACCCACCAAAGCUGAGCUCUACUAUGUACCCGAAACCCUUCUUCUGGGCGGCGAUCACACAGUGGCCAUUCUCUGCACUUCGGGCACCACGGGAUUACCAAAGGCCGUUUGCAUUAGCAACUCCGCCUGCCUCUUCGAUUUUGGCUUUGUGACUGGCCAGGAUGUGCUGCUGUCCUUCAGCACCAUCGACUGGUCAGCGGGAAUGUUCAACAUGCUCUUCAGCUGCUGUCAUGGUUCCACGCGGAUCAUCACGGAUCGGGCCUACACGCCGGAAUAUAUGCUCCAGCUGGUGGAGAAGUACAAGGUGACAUUGCUGACAGUGGUGCCGCAGCAGGUGGCUUCCCUGUUGAAGGCGCCCACCCUCAGCAAGCAGCGAUUGGCCAGCAUUCGGUUUGUGAGCGUGGGCGGAGGCUCCUGCUACGUGGCCAAUCUUCUGAAGCUGCAGGACUUCCUGGUCACCGGACAGAUAUCCUACGGCUACGCUUUGACGGAGUGCGGGGGAGUGGCGGCCAAUAUGGGCGUGUCAAAGCCCUCGUCCGUGGGCAGGAUUGUGCCGGGGGUGCGGGUGAAGAUCCUGGACGAUGCCGGCCGAAGUCUGGGACAUGGAGAAACGGGCGAGAUACUGGUGCACAAUGGGAAGCUGUGGAAUGGCUACUACGCCAAUCCCAAUGAGUCGAAGCGCAUGCAGGACUACCAGGGCUGGUUCCACACCGGGGACAUGGGCUACUUCGACGACGAGAACUUCCUGCACAUCGUGGAGCGGAAGGGCGACCUGCUGCGCUUCCAUGGCGCCCAGUACUGUCCCCACGAACUGGAGCAGGUCAUCGCCGAGCUGCCGGAUGUGAUCGAGGCCUGUGUCUUUGGGCUGUGGAACGAGGUGGAUGGUGAUCCUGCGGCGGCGGCAGUCGUCAAGGUCCCGGGAAGCCGCCUCACCGAGAUGGACAUUGUGGAGUACGUGGCCAAGCGCCUGGUGGUCCAGCACAAGCAGCUCCACUGCGGCGUCUUCUUCCUGACCGAGCUGCCCAAAACCGGAAGUGGCAAGGUACUCCGGCAGCAGGCACGCGAUCAGGCACUGGGCAAGAAAUGGGCCGACUACGGCAACGGACACUAAUCUUUUGAUAGACGUAAUUCUGUUAGGCUUAAAGACAAUUAGUUAUUACCGACGACAGGUGACUCAUCCAGUCAGCGCGUUCAAGUACUGCCGAAAAAGUGAAACCCAAAUAUAAACCCAAACAUAAGCAGACAAAAUUGUUUUGUGUU
Molecule: messenger RNA, 3629 nt
Organism: Drosophila gunungcola (fruit fly)
Lineage: Eukaryota; Metazoa; Arthropoda; Insecta; Diptera; Drosophilidae
Biological process (GO): long-chain fatty acid metabolic process; fatty-acyl-CoA biosynthetic process
Molecular function (GO): long-chain fatty acid-CoA ligase activity
Source: RefSeq, a predicted model, not a curated record